Messenger RNA from Nilaparvata lugens (brown planthopper), 1345 nucleotides. It is a transcript of the gene TrpRS-m, whose product is annotated as tryptophan--tRNA ligase, mitochondrial. Gene Ontology annotation, biological process: mitochondrial tryptophanyl-tRNA aminoacylation. The record is from RefSeq and is a predicted model, not a curated record. Gene Ontology annotation, cellular component: mitochondrial matrix; mitochondrion. The transcript has 8 exons. Gene Ontology annotation, molecular function: ATP binding; tryptophan-tRNA ligase activity. The coding region runs from base 143 to 1294 and encodes 383 amino acids. NCBI's taxonomy places the organism in Eukaryota, Metazoa, Arthropoda, Insecta, Hemiptera, Delphacidae.
GACAUCAUUGAUCUUCAGCUCUUCAGCUCCUACGGUUUAUGUUGUAGAUUCUCUGUAGUUUAUGGAUGUUUAUUACGCUUUUCUAUAUAUUUCACAUUGUCUAUAUUUAAUAAAUGAUAAGUUAUAGAUUUGAACGUUUACAAUGUCCAAAUUCAUAUCUUCAGUAGGAAGGACUCUACAAAAUGUCUUCAAAAACAGGUCAUUCAGCUCCCGGUGUUUUUCUACUGUUGAGAAAGAAGAAAAAUGGGAAACAAGGAUAUUUUCUGGUGUUCAACCAACGGGUGCCAUCCAUAUUGGAAAUUACUUUGGUGCAAUUGAAAAAUGGGUUGCUUUACAGGAUGAAGGAAAUCGUACAAUCUACAGUAUAGUUGACUUGCAUUCUAUUACUCUGCCUCAGGAUCCAAUGGAGCUGAGGGCAAAUAUACUGCUGAUGACUGCCACAUUGAUAGCGUGUGGAAUCGAUCCUAAGAAAAGUAUUAUUUUUCAACAAUCAAAGGUGCACCAACACACUGAACUGUUCUGGGUACUAAGUUCCCUGAGCACAAUGGCCCGCCUCUCCCACUUGCCUCAAUACAAGGAGAAAUCUGCCGAUCUCAAAGAUGUACCUCUGGGCCUAUUCAUCUACCCCGUGCUGCAGGCCGCUGAUAUACUGCUGUACAGAUCCACACAUGUUCCCGUGGGAGAAGACCAGGAGCAGCAUAUGCAAAUCGCACAAACUCUUGCCAGACAAUUUAAUAAUCGGUUCGGAGUCACUUUUCCCAUCCCCCAGACAAUCAUGGCUAGCGAUGAACGCAACCGGGUCCGCAGCCUGCGUGAGCCGCAACGCAAGAUGUCCAAGUCGCAUGCGGAUGCCAAGUCGCGCAUUCAACUCACCGACACUCCCGAGGUCAUAGUCGAAAAGGUGAAGAAGGCGGUGACUGAUCACACGUCGACAGUGACUUAUGAGCCGGAGAAAAGGCCAGCGGUCAGCAAUUUAGUGCUGCUCCACUCGCUCGCUUCGGGGAGGACUUGUGAGGAGAUUUGUAGCGAGGCUAGCGGAAUAGAUACUGGACGAUACAAACAAGAAGUAUCGGACGCCCUGAUCGCGCGGCUGAAACCGAUUCGCGAGGAGAUCGAGCGUCUGCAACAUUCGCCCGAUUUCCUACAGGAGACUCUGGAGCGAGGCGCUGAGAGGGCGUCCUUCUAUGCCGAGUUGACCUGGCGUGACGUCAUCGACAAAGUUGGACUUGAUAUAAAGCAUCUCCCGCAACUCGCUAAGGAAAUGCUUAGGGAUAGCAAUAAGACGCCUAGUUAGGCUCAAUCUUAGAGAAAAGAUAGCGUAGAAAAAUAUAUGUCAUGGUAUAGG